Molecule: messenger RNA, 1695 nt
Organism: Trypanosoma theileri
Lineage: Eukaryota; Euglenozoa; Kinetoplastea; Trypanosomatida; Trypanosomatidae
Exons: 1
Source: RefSeq, a predicted model, not a curated record
AUGAUCAUCACAGAAGAUAUCUUUGCAUGCGUUCGGGAAUGGCGCCGCAAUAAAUUGGCAAGUGCCUUUAUUAGUACGAAUACAACUACUAGUAAUAGUAAUAACACUAGUGCUAAUAGUAAUAGUAGUAAUAAUAAUAAUAAUGUUUUUGGAGAUGAGGAAAUGCUGGUUGUGCUAUCGGGUAUGAAUGUUGUGCCGGGAAAACUCAUUCUCACUUCUUCUUCUUCUUCUUCCUCCGAUGAAUGUACGGCCGCUAUUGAGAUUCAUUCCCGCUGCUGUAAAAUUUCCAUUCCUUUUUUAGAAGAAGAUCGUCUGCACAUUAUCCGUCAAUUACGAUCCCGGUCUAUUCUUGAUUCUCUUAGUGGUAUGAACAGCCGUUUAGAGAACUCCGAUGAAAAUAUAUUAUCAUUGCCGCAUUCUGAUUGGUCGUCUAAUCCUUUUCAUACACUUUCGAUGAAACUUCAUUCUUCUUCUUGUUGGUGGCGAAUGGGAGAUGUGGUGCGAUUAGCCGUGAAAUCUCCACGACUAUCAUUUGUGGAUUCCACACUUAUUCGCCAUCGCUGUGCUGCGGUAGUUGUGGUGGAUAAUUCAACUGCGGAGACUUCAGUGAAUAGUCUCACGGUGAGUGGAGUGAAUUCCUCGACGAAGUUAUUACUUCCACGCGGUUCACCGGCGUCGUUUAUUCGUUUUUCUUUACUUUCAUCUACACUUGCGUGGAUGCGGGCGUUAGUGGCGGAGUCCUCAUGUGGAUUAACAAGUGGAACACCAAUGGGUUUAUUACGGGUUCUUUUUGGUUUAAAAAGGACACGGUCUUUAGAAGGGGAAGAGAAGAAUGCUGGUCAUAAUCAUAAUAAUAAUAAUAAUAAUAAUAAUAAUAAUAAGGGUAAUAAGGAAGAUGUUGAGAAUGAUGACAGUGAUCUUGCCCCUUCUCUGUGUCUCUUGUUUGCCCUAUUCGGCUACCGCAUAGAACCGCUGACUCUCACUCAAACAACAACAGAUAAUAAUAAUAAUAAUAAUAAUAAUAAUAAUAAUAAUAAUAACGAUGAUGUUGACAUGGAGGAUGCAUGGCGACGGAUUGGUGGAAAUAUCUCGUGUUAUUUUUGUGGUCAGAAACCAAAGUUGGUGAUUGAAGAAGUCGUGGUAGAAGAAGAAGAAAAAGCAGAGAAAGAACCAUCUCAACAUCAAGAAAAAAAAGAGGAAGGUGGAGAAGAAAAAGAAGAAGAAGAAGCUGAGAAGCCAACGGAGUUAAGUGAACUGCAUAAAGAAGUAGUGCCAACCAAUGAGGAGGAGCCUACAACUACACCGGAGCUCACAUCUCCUGUUACUAUCCAAACUUCCAAACGUACAAGCGUACACUAUCACUAUACCAUUCAUUUAAGUGAACAGACGGAUUGCUCGGGUCAUCAUCACAACUGUCCAUGGCGAGUGCUCUUUCUUCGCAUAGUGUUGGCCGAUGUUCUUUCACCGGCAUCAUCGAAGGAAUUGCAAUUUAACAUUUCUGAUGUUAGUGCCUCUGUGGCACAACUACGUGUUUGUCUGCGACUACCAGAAGUGACAAAACUGAUGGAGUGUUGGCGCCGUAGUGUUUAUGCGGCCUCUGCGUGGGGUGAAGUAUAUACACAACACCCACUUCCCGCUGCUGUACGGACGGCUAUUCCACCACCCGCUGAUGUGAGAGUAGAGAAGUAUUUGCAG